Messenger RNA from Coffea eugenioides, 2033 nucleotides. Its product is annotated as TMV resistance protein N-like. The transcript has 2 exons. The record is from RefSeq and is a predicted model, not a curated record. Gene Ontology annotation, molecular function: ADP binding. The coding region runs from base 105 to 1577 and encodes 490 amino acids. Gene Ontology annotation, biological process: signal transduction; defense response. NCBI's taxonomy places the organism in Eukaryota, Viridiplantae, Streptophyta, Magnoliopsida, Gentianales, Rubiaceae.
GGGAAGGAAGUUUGUGUAUUAAAUUGGCUUUCGGGCAAAGAGACUGUUGGAGAUUAAUCCCUGCAGUCUUGUAUCUUUAGUUACUCAUUUAGACCUGAUAGAUCAUGGAUACAGUAAAUGAUAUAGAGAGCGGGAUUCAACUGGUCUCUAGUGCCUCAAAUGAUCAUAAUGGCUGGAUUGACAUCUCAUCAUCAUCUCUUGCCAGAACAUGGACUUACGAUGUCUUUCUUAGUUUCAGAGGCGAAGAUACUCGUAGAAAUUUUGUGGCUUAUCUGUUCCAAGCUCUUUGCAACAAAGGCAUCUAUACUUACAAAGAUGAUCAGAGAUUGGAGAAAGGCAAAUCAAUUUCACCCGAACUCUUGCAAGCAAUCCAAGAAUCGUUGUUUUCAGUUAUAAUAUUCUCCAAGGGCUAUGCCUCCUCGACGUGGUGCUUGGAGGAACUUGUAAAGAUCAUGGAAUGUCACCAGAUCAUUGGACAAUUUGUUUUGCCAAUAUUCUACGAUGUCGACCCGUCAGACGUACGCAAGCAGAGGAACAGCUUCGCUGAUGCCUUUGCCAAACACGAGAGAGAUCAGAGCCCAGAGAAGGUGCAGAAGUGGAAGGAAGCUUUGUCUCAAGCAGCUGGCUUAUCGGGCUGGCACUCUUGUAAUUUCUCAGAUGACAAUGAGUUGGUCGAGAAACUUGUUCAAGACCUACACAGUCAGUUGCAUCAUUUUGAAUCACCACCUGGCGAACAUAAUCUAGCAGGAGUAGGAUCUCGUAUGGAGGAAGUCAUUUCGCUGAUGGAUUUGAGAAGUGCCGAAGCCGUCCGCAUAGUAGGAAUCCAUGGGAAGGCUAGAAUAGGCAAGACAACUAUUGCCAGAGCUCUUUUUGACAGAUUAUCUGAUAAAUACGAAGCUGCUUGUUUUCUGGAUGAUGUUGGCCAAAUUUCCAGUAAACACGGAGUGGACUAUUUACAAGAAAUCCUCCUCUCUGAGAUGCUCAAGCUAAGAAAUGUGAAGAUAAGAAGCACAAGCGAGGGGAUGAGUAUGAUGACACGCCGGUUUCGACACCUGAGGUCUCUAAUUGUUCUUGAUGAUGUGGACCACGCAGACCAGUUGAAGGCCUUGGCAGGAAACCGCAAUUGGUUUGGGGGCGGAAGUAGGAUUGUCAUAACAACGAGAGAUGGAGAGUUGCUGCUCAAGUGUGGAGCUGAUAGUACAUAUAAGGUGUGCGGAUUGUCCUAUAAGGAAGCUAAACAGCUCUUCACUGUGCACGCUUUUGGGAGCAGAACUCCUGGAGCUUUCAGACAGCACUUCAUUGGUCCAAUUUGUAGUAUUUGCAGGCUUCCCUCGUCACUUAAAGCCUGGGCUUCUUUGGUCCGUGGUCGAGAUGUAGCUUGGGGGGAGAUUUUCCAACCAAUUGGUUCCGUUUUGUGCGGUUGUCUCCUUGCUACUUUCCUGAUAGGGUUCAUUACUUUUUUCAUAAUAGCCAUCAAAGCGUUCUUUCUUGGAGCUGAUUUUCCCGACUUCAUGGACCCAAGCAAAAGAAAAUAUUCCCCGACUUUUUCUUUCCACCCAUUUCCUAAGAAUCCCUAAGGCACUUGCAGGGAUGGAUCAAAGACUCGGCCGAGUCCGAGACGACUCAGUCGGAGUUUUUCGAUAUGAUAUCGGGACGAGAUGAUUUCGAGAUACUUGACUUGUUGAGAACUCGAUCGAGAAAUCUCCGUCAAGGGUAGAAACGGCCAAGUCACAGGCGACUCGCCGUGAUUUUCUUUUGCUAAUUUUACAGAUUUUUUGCUAAUUUUUUAUUAUUUUUGUUUAGAAUUUUUUUUAUAUUAUUCACAAUUUUUAGUAUAUUAAAUGUUUCAAAAUUUACGUUUCGUCCAAACCGCGAUCGAUAUGUCAAAACCAACGUAGAACGGUUCAGGCCGCAACUACAACUGCGACUGCGACUUUGAACCAUGUCUGAAGGUGCUCCACAGUUUCCACCAUCUUCAAACUGAACUACUGUUUAACUUUUGUUAUAUUUUGUGUUGAUCGUUUUCGAUCGCA